Molecule: messenger RNA, 3121 nt
Organism: Sceloporus undulatus (fence lizard)
Lineage: Eukaryota; Metazoa; Chordata; Lepidosauria; Squamata; Phrynosomatidae
Gene: KCNQ1
Product: potassium voltage-gated channel subfamily Q member 1
Exons: 18
Coding region: 19-2148 (709 amino acids)
Biological process (GO): potassium ion transport; transmembrane transport
Cellular component (GO): voltage-gated potassium channel complex; membrane
Molecular function (GO): voltage-gated potassium channel activity
Source: RefSeq, a predicted model, not a curated record
GCAGCCCCGUCCGGAGCCAUGGCCUCGUCCCCGCAGCAGCACCAGCAGCAGCAGCCGCCCUCCUCCUCCUCCUCCUCCCCGGAGGCGCCGGGCAGGCAGCGCUGGCCCUCCUUGGGGCGCCUCUCGCUCCUCUCCAAGAAGGGCAGCAUGAAGCCCUCCGCCCUGGAGCUGCAGGAGGGCCACCCCAACGCCCACUACGCCCCCUUCGCCCCCGGCCCCAAGGCAGCCGCCCCUCCGCCGCCUCGCCCGCUGGCAGAGGAGCCCAAGGCGGCGGCAGCGGCAGCGCCCGAGCCCUUUCCCCGGCCCUCCAUGAGCCUGGACCCGCGCGUCUCCAUCUACAGCGUCCGCCGCCCGCUCCUCAGCCGCAGCCACCUCCAGGGCCGGGUCUACAACUUCUUGGAGAGACCCACCGGCUGGAAGUGCUUCGUCUACCACUUCACCGUCUUCCUCAUAGUGCUGGUCUGCCUUAUAUUCAGUGUGCUUUCCACGAUUGAUCAAUACGCAGCUCUGGCCACAGGGACGUUAUUUUGGAUGGAAAUUGUAUUAGUGGUGUUUUUUGGAACGGAGUAUGUGGUUCGAUUGUGGUCAUCGGGUUGCCGCAGUAAAUAUGUUGGUUUAUGGGGAAGACUUCGUUUUGCUAGAAAGCCAAUAUCUAUCAUUGAUCUAAUUGUAGUUGUUGCUUCCAUGAUAGUGCUUUGUGUGGGUUCUAAAGGUCAAGUUUUUGCCACCUCUGCUAUCAGAGGCAUUCGGUUUCUUCAGAUCCUGCGUAUGCUUCAUGUAGACCGGCAGGGUGGCACAUGGCGGCUGCUGGGAUCUGUAGUUUUCAUACACAGACAGGAGCUGAUAACCACCCUGUACAUUGGAUUUCUAGGUCUGAUUUUUUCUUCCUACUUUGUGUACUUGGCUGAAAAAGAUGCUGUGAAUGAUUCAGGAAACCAUGAAUUCAGCAGCUAUGCAGAUGCCCUUUGGUGGGGAGUAGUGACUGUUACAACCAUUGGCUAUGGAGACAAAGUGCCUCAGACGUGGAUAGGAAAAACCAUUGCAUCUUGCUUUUCUGUAUUUGCAAUUUCAUUUUUUGCCUUACCUGCGGGAAUUCUUGGUUCUGGGUUUGCUCUGAAGGUGCAGCAGAAACAAAGGCAAAAACACUUCAACCGACAAAUUCCAGCAGCUGCAUCUCUCAUUCAGACUGCCUGGAGGUGCUAUGCAUCAGAAAACCCGGAUUCUUCUACUUGGAAAAUUUACAUUAAGAAGCCUUCCAGAAAUUAUCACUUGAUGUCUCCUAGUCCCAAACCAAAGAAAACCGGGAUGGUGUCGGUGAAAAAGAAGAAAUUCAAGUCAGAAAAAGAUAAUGGAUCAACAUCUCCUGAUAGAAUGUUACCUGUUCCACAAAUCACAUUUGACCAUGCUGUGGAUGAUAGGAAAUCUGACAAUUUUCACUUGGAUCCCUAUGAUAAUUCUGGACAAAAAGGAAUGUUUAAAUUUUUUGUCCGACAGCAUUCCUGGUCAUCCUUUUCUACAGAGCAGCCGUCUCCCAGUUCUCCCCCUUCUCCAGUGAAAAGGAACUCUCCAUUUUUAGAUGCAAACACAGGACCAUUCAUUAGGACUAAUAGCUUUGCUGAUGAACUUGACCUGGAGGGUGAAACACUGCUGACCCCAAUAACACACAUCUCACACUUGCGAGAACAUCACCGUUCUGCCAUUAAGGUGAUACGUCGAAUGCAGUAUUUUGUGGCAAAGAAGAAAUUUCAGCAAGCUAGAAAACCUUAUGAUGUCCGUGAUGUCAUAGAACAAUAUUCCCAAGGUCAUCUCAAUUUAAUGGUGCGAAUAAAAGAGCUUCAAAGAAGAUUGGAUCAGUCUAUAGGGAAGCCAUCACUGUUUAUUUCUGUCUCAGAAAAAAACAAAGACAGAGGGAAUAAUACAAUUGGUGCCCGUUUGAACAGAGUUGAAGACAAGGUAGUUCAAAUGGAUCAGAAGCUGAACCUCAUCACAGACCUCUUGCAUCAUCUGGUUUCCAUCCAGCAAGGCAACCAAGGCAGCAACAAAUCAUGUCACGGGAAUGAAGUUAACCCUGAACUCUUUCUCUCUAGUAACACGCUCCCUACUUAUGAACAACUGACCGUUCCAAGGGGAACUGAUGAUGGUUCUUGAUGCAGCCGUACCUUCUUUUUCAUUGACACUGAAUGUUGUGAAUCUUGAGGGUUGGGAAGAAAUUAAAAUGCAUAAUCAGCCAUACAAAGAAUUAAACAGGUCUGCUAAACCAAUGUUACUAACCUCAGAUGUAUUCUUCCAAAGACAGUGAUUGAGAUUACCACAAAAACCGUAAAACCUGCACUGUGGUGGUGUUGUACUUGCUCUUGUUUAAUAAUGUGGUACACUCAUAAGCUCUGCCUCCCCCCCUCCCCCGUGUGAAUAUGUUUUAUCUUACUACAAUCUGUCACUACACUGAAAGACCAGCGAUGAUGAUGAUGAUGAUGAUGAUGAUGAUGAUGAUGAUGACGACGACAAUGAUGAUAAUGAUGACAAUGAUGACAUAGACAACAUGUCAGCCAGUUUCUAUGCACAAUUUAUCGAGUCUGCUGCUGCAGGCAAGUCUCUGAAGUCCUGUAAAAACUUGUUUGAAAUAGUUUCAAAACUUGGCUGCAGCUCUGUUUGGUAGAAUGCACCUUGUGGUUCUUCAGUGAUAUUGAUACUUGAACUUAGAUGGCCAGGUGUGUGUUCUGUUUAUGACUCUGCUGAUAGUAGUAUACAGGUAGAUAUGCUACUUAGAUUUCUUAAGGAAAGUAAUGUAUGUAGGCUGUACUGUGUAAACAUAUCACUACUGUUCUAGAAAAUAGCAGAAGCAUGCAUUGAAUGAUUUCCCAACCUUACUCCUGUGUUCAUUUUUUUAGCCUGUUACAUAAAUCUAAUGACUUCAGUUUUUUUAAAAAAAAUAUCUGUUUUUCUUCAGGGAAGAACUUUUGCUUUAGCCUAAAACUUAUAUCUGUAAUGCAAUGCAAUGUAGAUUUCUUUUUGUAUAAUACUGUGAUUUCAUGGGAAUGCUGAAAUGUUACAUAGAAAAAUUGUUUAAUUUUUUAAAUCAUACAACUGCCAAAUUAUUUAUACAUACUAUUUAUCACAACCA